AUGGACAGCGGUGAGGGAGGCGGAGGGGAUGGAGGGGGAGGAGAGGAGAGAGAUGCUGACCUCAGUCCCCAGGCUUUAUCUCUUCCUCUCCUGACCCUAGCGGUCGUUCCGGAGCAAGGGUCAUCUUCUCAUACCUCAGCCAUGGCCCCUGCCAAAGAGCCCCUGACCCUGCCUCAGCAGGAGGAGGAGGGCGUAGAGGGGUCCCAGGCUAGAGAAGAGACCCAGGGAGGUGAGCAGAAAGAAGGAAUCCGACAUUCACAGGAGAAUGGAGCGUGUCAAAAGCAGGGGAUGAAGGAAGACUUCGGGGAGGGAUAUUUGUCAGGGCAAAGGAAGGAAGAAGGGGAGGUGCAUGUAGGUGUAGGAGAGGCGUCAGUUACAGGGGGCCUCCCAGCAGCCCUUAGCAGCAGAGGGGGAGAGGAGGAGGAGGAGAAGGAAGAGGAGGAGGCCAUCUCAAACCAAAGCCAAACCAAAUCCAAAUGUUCUUUAUUACCUCAACAGAGCCAGCACAGCUCUUCUUCCAGCACUGCAAAGGCCAGUGGCACACUCGACAGCAAAACAGCCGCCUCUCCAAAGCCCUCCCCCACUCCUUCCACUUCUCCAAAGCCCUCCCCUUUUCUUUCCGCCCCUCCAAAGCACUUCACUUGUCCGUCCUCAUCUUCUGCCCUGCUGAGCGAGACAGAGGUAAACGACAUUAAGGGAGAUCAGGGCUGGAUUUCUGAGUUUCCUCAGAGCUUUAAAUCCCAGCAGUCUACUCUUGCUUUUACACUGGCAGGCACGGAUCCUGCCAGUACACCUGCUGAGGAUGAUGGGCCGGCAGGGGCCCCUCACUCUUCCAUUUCCGACGGAGAUGGUGCCAAAGCUCCAGAACCAAAUGACAGCCAGCUAGACACAGAGGUGGAUGACGAGAGAGACAAAGAAGAAGAACAGAAAGAAGCUGUCCUUAAAAACCUUAACCAAGACCUCUCUCCUAAUUCACUGACCAGUCACAUGACCAUAAUGCACUCACGCAACUCCUGCAAAACGCUGAAAUGCCCCAAGUGUAACUGGCACUAUAAGUCUCAGCAUACACUGCAAGUCCACAUGAAAGAGAAACAUCCGGAGACGGGAGGCCAAUGUGUGUGUUCCUAUUGCAGCUCGGGGAAACCCCAUCCGCGCUUGGCCCGUGGCGAAACCUACGCCUGUGGCUACAAGCCCUACCGCUGUGAGGUGUGUGACUAUGCUACCUCAUCGAAAGGCAACCUCAGCAUACACAUGCAGUCGGAUAAACACCUUAACAACGUUCAAAGUGGGGGACACUCGAAUGGUAUCAUUCACACUUCCCACAUUACCACAAACAACAGCAGCUCCUCCGAGGUUAACGCCGUGGAUGAGCCCACAUACAUGCCCCCACUUCCUACUCCCACGCCUGCUAUCCAGCCCACCAAGCUCACACCACCCACACACACUCACUCUCAUGGUAAACGUUGGCGGUGUGAUGUGUGCGACUAUGAGACCAGCAUUGCCCGCAACCUGCGCAUACACACCACCAGCGAGAAACACACACAUAACAUGCUACGGCUCCAGAGAGGAUACUACCUGUCUCACUGUAGGAGUCUUGCCCCGCAGCUGAAACACUUACAAAACGCAGGUGCGGAGCUCUCCUUGAACAUGCGACUGACCAGUCAACAAGUCGCAGAUCAGCCAGUCACCCUUGGGUCUACACUGACUCCUUCUCCCUCCCCCUCCCCCUCCCUGUUUCAAUGCCUUGUCUGCUCCUGCUUUUCGUCCGACAGCUUAGAGUCUGUGGAGCAGCACCUGAACGCCCCUCGCUCUCUGCCCCAGUCUGAGUGGUGCUCCCUGGUCGCUGGUGGCUGUCACUGCCGGCUGUGCGGCUACACCACCGCGCUGAGGGCAAACUUCUCCUUGCACUGCCAGACUGACAGACACCGCACCCGGUACCAGCUUGCCGCUCACCUCCAGGAGGGUGGGGACAGGGGUCAGGAAGGGGCUGCCAUUAUUGCUAAGGGCAACCCCAUCCAGCUGAGGUGCAACCUGUGUGACUACGUGACCAGCAGUUUGGACAAGCUGCGAGGACAUUCCCUCAGCUCACACCACGAGGCCAGCGUCCGGGUUUACCGAUUCCUGCAGCAGUAUGAUGGUGAGGUUGAUGGGGGAUCUUGGCUGUUCCAUUGUCUCUUAUGCAACCACUCCUCCUCUUCUAAACUACAAGUACUGAAACACAGUCAAACCCCAACCCAUCAGCAGAGGGAAGGGCUACUACAGCUGCAGCCGAUGGGCGGAGAGGAGCUGGCAGCCAUUUUUACCAUCAGGAAAAGCCCUGAUGGUGUCACAGAAGAGCUCAGUGAGGAUAUGGAAACUUCCAGUGAGACCACCACUGGUCCUUUGGACACAACCAAAGACACUUAUAACUUGGGGGCGAAGCAGAUUGCUGAGGAGACAGAAGAAACUAUGGAGGAGGAAAGAGAAAAGAGGGAGUCAUUUCCAUCAGUCAAGCGUCCAUCCUCUCAAUGCGAGGAAAUGGAAAACUCUAUUUCAACCAAACGCCCCAGAAUACACCAGCAAAAUCCGAACCAGCAGACUGUCCAGUGCCCUUUGUGCCAGGUUAAACUCCAACUCACAAACCUUCGACAGCAUCUCACGCAAGUGCACAGUGUUGCACAGGACUGUGUGGACAAGCUCAUCAGCACAGUCACACUAUCCAUGGAACAACCCCAGCCUCAGCUGCAGACAGAACCACAGACGGAUGAUACUCAGAAAAAUAAAAACACCAAGAAUACCAAUGCAAAUUGUUCCAAUACUGCUGAUUCCAGUGCCUCAGUUGAUUCACAGAAAAACCAAGGCAUUUCAGUAGAGACCACUGAGGGAGAUGUAGCCGCACCCAAAGAUGUCACAGCUCUACUCACCCCACCCCUAGAAGACAACACCACCCACCCUUCCAAUGUCAGACUGGCUCCUCAGUCCCCAACUCAGACCCCCCUCCUCCCCGACCGGCGACCCCCUCCUCUUUCUGAUCGCCAUGGUUACCGGUUCCGUUGUAGCAGGUGCAGCUUGGCGUUCCCCACUCAAGAGAAGCUCGAGCUGCACUGGCAGUACCAUGCCAUGAGGGCGGCGACAGAGUGCCCCCUCUGCUCUAGACAAUGCCGCAGUCAAGAGGCCUUGCAGAGACACAUGCAGAACACACACUCACAGCUGGACAACACACAGGGAGAUAAUACAGUCUUACCACCUCACACUGCACAAAACAUGGAGCUAAAUAAGAGUUCAGUUCAACAAGAUUUUAGUUUAUCACCUCAAGUUGGUCAAGAAGCAGGAGAGGGUGAGGAUGAAGAGACAGAGGAAGAAGCACUAGGCAUGGAGGGAAAGGAGCAACAAAAAGAAGAAUUUAAAGAGAAGGACGUGAUGGGUGAAGUUGAUGGAGAUGAGGACAGUAUAACUGAGCCAGAGAAAGGGCCACAUGAUGAGAUCAUAUCAGAACCUACUUCCAGCUUGUUUGUCAAGAAGAGCUCUAACCCCACAAUGGACCGCUAUCUGGAUCCAACCAGGCCCUAUAAAUGCACAAUAUGCUCAGAAUCUUUUACCCAGAAAACCAUUCUUCUGGUCCACUAUAACUCCGUGUCCCAUCUCCACCGGGCCAGACGAGCCCUACAGGAUUCUGGCACAGGUGUUGCUGUCCCUGAGGCUCCCCGUGGCCCAGAUCCUAGGCCCUACCGCUGCCGAUUGUGUGGAGUGGGCUAUAGCCAGAGCUCCACACUGGACAUACAUCUCCGCUCUGUUCUUCACCAGACUCGAGCUCGUGCUGCCCAGAACUCAGCUCAACAGACCCCCACAUCUAGUGUAGUUGCUCCAGUGUCAGUCCCCACUACUGCCACUCAGGCAUCCACCAACAGAGAAGAAACAUCAAAGGGUUUGCCAUUCACCAAGAGGCCAGAUGUAGUAAGCUCUUCAACCUCUUUACUAUUAGGCUCUGGCUUAGCAGCUGAGGCGCAGCCAACCCUUCCUAUCCCAACUAACAGCCAGCAGGCUAAAAGUAGAGUUGCAGAACUUAUAGCAUCAAGAAACCAGCUAAUGCUAAUACAACAGCAGCAGUUAGCCCAGGCUCAGGCACAGGCCCAAGCUCAGUUACAACAACACACGGCUCUGCUCCAGUCCCAAUUGAUGCAGCACCUUCCCUUAGGGACAGAGAAUCUCCUCAAACAACACUUCUCCCUGGCACCAGACAACUUGCUCUCUCUCCAGCAGCAACUUCUUCUGCCCUUUUAUUUGUCAGGAGACCUGAAUAUUAACCCAGAGUUAACGGUUAAGAGCCUCGAUCUUAGUCAGUUCAUAUAUGCCAACUCCAUCCCCAAAGAACAGGUUAAGGUGGAAGUUAAAAGGGAGUCCCAACCUCAAAUGGAUGAGAAACAAACCCAGAGACAACGUUCAAACUCAGCUGUUAGCCAACCAAAGGAUCGUGUGCAGUGUGAAGCCAAGGUUGAAGCUGGCUGCAGUGGAACUGCCAAUAACCAGUCAGAAGAAGGACAUAGCUAUUCUUAUCUAGAGAAAGAAAAAGAAGAACUGUCUGUUCCUACUGUUGGAUUGCAGUGUCCUCCUCCCAGAGUGCCCUAUACAGCUGUGAAUGGCGAGCCUGUUCGAGCCCUGCUGCAGAGUUAUGGCUAUGAGUUGGCAUUGCAAUACAUCCAAAGUAGACAUAGACACCAGCAGCAAAUACCAACCCAUAUGAUACCAGAUAAACUGGAGUGUUCUUAUAUCAACAAGAUGGAGGUAUGCUCAGAAGAAGAAAGACUUGAGCUAAGUGGACUACAGGAUGGAAAGCUGGAAGGCUGUAACAAGGAUCAGAAUGGAGUAGAGGGCAAUGGAGAGAUAGAAAGUGACAAAAAAAAGAAAGAUGAGGAAUCAGUAAACAAAGUGAAAGGUUGUUGUGGAAGAGGAGAAAAGUGUAGAGACUGUGGCAAGUUUUUUUCAGAUGCCUUGAUUUUAAAAAGUCACCGGGAGUACAUUCAUAGGAAACUGUUUCCUACUCCUGCGCUGGAGAGGUUUUCCAGAGAAUACAGGCUGCAGUAUGACCAGAUGUACCCGCUCACACAGCCUAAAUCUGGGGAGAAUUCAACUGCUUCAGCUGCUGCCCCAGUCCCGUCCUCAGAAUCAGAAACAGCACCGGAACCAGUUAUGCCUCAAGUUAAAAGCCUCACACCCUCACCUGAACCGUCAUUUUCAGAUCCCAUAACCAAAACAUUUGCUCUUGCCACAGACCUAACAACAACUGCCCCCAAACCUUCUUCUUCUCCAUUUCUUUCUCAAUCUCAAGAAUUUCCACAACAAGAUGCACCCAUCCCAAGCACAUCUGCUACAACUAUUUCUCAAACCACAUCCCCAGCUAACGCCAUACCUCUUACUUUACCGAAAAUACCAAUGCCUCCUUUAGCCUUGCCCCAGCUUCCUGUAGCCCAACUGCCUUUACCUAAGCUUUCCCUACCCAACAUUCCUUUUUCCAUGGACCUUCCUCUCCUCUCUCCGGUUAUGAUGCAGUCUAUGGGUCUCCAGCCCCAAACUUGGUUUGACUCAAGUGUGAACCCUGAGUUGGCAAAACUCUACCAAUCUCAACUCAACCAAGCACUGCUCGGGCAACAGCCACAGCUCAGCCCUUCUUUGCUUGUCCAGCAACCCCAGCUCAGCCCAGCUUUGCAAGGUCAGCCUUCACAGAUAAAUUCUGCACUGUUGAGUCAACACUCCCAGCCAAGUCCCAUCCAAACAGGACAGCAACCCCAAGUCAGCCCAACCAUACUUGAACAGGGUAAGAGAACUCGAACCCGAAUCUCUGAGGAGCAACUGACUGUCCUGAGGAAACACUUUGAUAUUAACAGCCUCCCCAGCGAGGAAGAGAUGAACAAGAUGUCUGCUCUGUCUGGGUUGCCUCAUAAAGUUAUCAAACACUGGUUUCGCAACACCCUAUUUAAAGAGCGUCAGCGAGACAAGGAUUCCCCUUACAAUUUUAAUAACCCCCCAACCAUAGCCCUAGAGGAGACCAGAGUAGAAGCACAAAACCCCUCACCACAGCCCCAGACAACAGACCUCCUUAGAGGAGAGCCCCAUAGAGGCCGACGCUCUUCCCGAACCCGCUUCACGGAACAACAGCUGGAGACCCUGCAGGGGGUGUUUGAGGUGACUCCCUAUCCCAGAGAGGAAGAAUAUGACAGCUUGUCUGCUCUGUUGUCUCUCCCUAACAGAAUCAUUGUUGUGUGGUUCCAAAAUGCAAGGCAGAGAGCCCGUAAAAAUCAAGACCAGGGGACAGACGAUGGAUUAGAGGGGAAGAACCAACUUGACAACAUUCAUAGACAGAGAAAUGGCUGCUACAAGAAUGAUGAUGACAAUAACAGCGGUGGGGAUGAUGCACACGAUGAAUCUCAGAAUGAAAACUCCAUGGAUCUGACUUAUGAGUAUUACACCAACCCUGACUCACCUGUCCUUGAUUCUUCCUCUCACUGCAUAGAAAGUGAGCAUCCAACAGCCAGUGGUGAACCAACACCUGUUACUAGGAAACAAGAAGACAAAACAAUAUCUUCUCAGGCUAACCUAGAUCUUGUUCAAACUCAAAAUGGAAUUUCAGAUGCAGACAUCCAGCUUAAGGACAUUGUUCCGGCCAUGAAAAUUAGGUCCUCGCCACAACCUGAGCCCAAUCUGCAGCCAGAAAGUACUCCAGAAAGACCCCAGCAUUGCUCCUCCUCCUCUUCACAAAAAACAGUACACACCAUCACGUCCACAGCUCAUUCCAGCCAGGGGCAUACAUGCAGCCCUCCUUCUGAUCCCACUGUUGAAAAGCCUGUCGAAACAUCACCCAGCCUCCCUGCUGCUUCAGAGUCUGACACAAGCUACAUUCGGCUACCUGAUGCCACCUCUGGCCUAUCCACUGAAAACCAGCAAAAAAAACCGCUCAAACCCCAAACGCAGGCUCAGUUCCAGUGCAGUCUCUGCCCAGUGUCCUUGCCCUCAUUCCAGCUGUGGCAGGAGCAUCAGACCAGGCACCUCCUGGCAGCUCAGUCCCAGGUCCAAUUUCUCCAUUCUGGCUUCACAGACCGAACCAUGCCUUACAUGAUGCUACACCCCAACCACACCCUGAUGGCCAGCCAAAUGCUUUCAGGGGCUAUUAACAACCUCACCAGCCUCUCUCAAAGUUCCCUGACACCCAUGAAGCAGAAUUCAAAGCUUAUGUCAGAGAUCAGUUAUGAAAGCCAAAGGGGGAGUAGAGAGAUUGAGGAAGAUCACCGAAGGGAUAAGCGUCAGAGAACCACCAUCACCCCAGAACAGCUUGAAGUGUUGUAUCAGCGCUACAGUAUGGACUCAAACCCCACCAGAGGAGUCCUGGAAGGCAUUGCACGCGAUGUAGGCCUAACAAGACGUGUGGUUCAGGUCUGGUUUCAGAAUACACGGGCCCGUGAGAGAAAAGGACAGUUCCGGUCAAUGGGACCAGGAUCCAGUUUCACCUUGGGUUUGAACCACUUGCGCUGCCCAUUCUGCAGGGCUCUCUUCAAGGUAAAGAGUGCCCUUGAUGCCCAUAUGAGGUCACGCCACUGGGCCGAAGCUGAAAGAGCAGGCUACAACUUAUCAAUGAGUAAUGGAUCCAAUGGGCAGAUUGGGAUGGCUAUGUCAUCUGUCAUGGACAGACCAGGCCCAUCAAUCUCCUCCAACCUCAUCCCAAACCAUGGUUAUGUCAUCAUUAACAAAGAGUUAAGUAUGAAGCUACCUGUGACCUCUUUGUCUUCAACCACCGAUCUGAACAACCCAGAGGACGAUGAUGACUAUGAGGAAGACGAUGAGGAGUACCCAUGUGAGGAGGGUUCCAGUACGGCUGACCAAGGGUCUCCUAGUCCUGAGGGAUCUGGGGGUCCAAGCUCAGAUUGGGGUGAGAUGCAAAGUCUGCAACAGCACCAACAUCAGCAGCAGCGCCAAAGGACACAGAUGAGUCACUUCCAGGUACUCCAGCUCAGAGACUUCUACAGGAGCCACCGUACCCCCAACCGACACGAGUGUGAGACACUGGGCCAGGAGUUGGGACUGCCUCACCGAGUUGUGCAGGUGUGGUUCCAGAAUGCCAGAGCCAAGGAGAAGAGGGCCAGGAGCCUGAGCUCUGACUCUGCAGAGAGGGAGCAGGCCGAGCUGUCCGCGGGAGCAGGGGAGAGAGACAGAGCUUAG
This is a messenger RNA of Anoplopoma fimbria (sablefish), 8187 nucleotides long. Its product is annotated as zinc finger homeobox protein 3-like. Gene Ontology annotation, cellular component: nucleus. NCBI's taxonomy places the organism in Eukaryota, Metazoa, Chordata, Actinopteri, Perciformes, Anoplopomatidae. Gene Ontology annotation, molecular function: RNA polymerase II cis-regulatory region sequence-specific DNA binding; zinc ion binding; DNA-binding transcription factor activity, RNA polymerase II-specific. Bases 1 to 8187 code for a protein of 2728 amino acids. The record is from RefSeq and is a predicted model, not a curated record. The transcript has 14 exons. Gene Ontology annotation, biological process: brain development; regulation of transcription by RNA polymerase II; regulation of neuron differentiation.